Chenopodium quinoa (quinoa) is the source of this 1008-nucleotide messenger RNA. Its product is annotated as protein OPAQUE1-like. Bases 34 to 258 code for a protein of 74 amino acids. The record is from RefSeq and is a predicted model, not a curated record. Lineage: Eukaryota; Viridiplantae; Streptophyta; Magnoliopsida; Caryophyllales; Amaranthaceae. The transcript has 2 exons.
UAAAUUGGCUUUGGUUGUCAGGUGGUGGCUCAAAUGAGGGAGAUGUUGAAUAAAGAUAACCAGAAUCUAGCUACAAACUCAUUCUUGCUGGAUGAUGAUUUAAGCAUACCCUUUUCUACCGAAGAUAUAUCAAAAGCCAUCCCAGCUACAGAUCCAAUGGAUGUCAAAAUCCCAGCCUGCCUAUCAAAUGUUCCUGCUGCUAAGUUCUUACUCGAUGGUACUACAGAAACUUGUUUGACACCUCUUGCUGCUGCUUGAGUCAACAGCGUUACUUUCUGAGGUAUGAUCUAGUUCUGUAUUCAGAGCUCACGGCACCUAUUCUUGUACAACUUUGUACAUGGAAGACAACAGGGAAGACACUUACUCGGGAUAAAUCAUAACAAGAUAAUGGUACAUCAUUGGCAAAUCCUUUCUUCCGUGGUCUUCCAUAGCAAAGUCCUAUUUUGUAAAGGGGGAAAGGGUUUGCAGGUUUGGGCGAAGUAAAUUUGUGUUGGGAAUUGUCAAUAUUGUGAUGCUUAUUUCGGUUCCACAUAGUGAAAAUCAAGGUUGACCGUAGUUUUUAUCAUGGCUGGCCUUAUAAAUGAUGUAGUAUCUAGUGUUCAUACAUCAGAUCUGUAAUUUACUUGUCAUUUGUCUGUACAUAUACGUAGGUAUUGCAGGCGCAUUACUUUGUAGAAGAAUAGGUGUAUGAUUCUAAUGUAAAUAUUGGCAUAUUCAAUAUCAGGGAAGUUCGGAUAUGCUUGGUACUAAUGAAGCUUCAUUUCAGCUCCUGAUGAAUAAAAAGACGUUAUUAAACCUCACUAGGUUGUAUGAAAUAGGAUCUUACUUGCAUUCUUUCAUUUACACCAUGUUUUGGUCUCUGAGCUUGUAACUUGUUCAGUAGAACCUGUUUGUGCACAUAAUCUACUGUAAUAAAAAUCCUAGAAGCGACUAAGGUUGAUGAUGCUUUGUUAGCAUUAUUUGAAGUUGUUUGUACUAGAAAUAUAUCCGUUCUUGGUUCUACAUUCA